Molecule: messenger RNA, 836 nt
Organism: Mercurialis annua (annual mercury)
Lineage: Eukaryota; Viridiplantae; Streptophyta; Magnoliopsida; Malpighiales; Euphorbiaceae
Product: V-type proton ATPase subunit F-like
Exons: 5
Coding region: 173-565 (130 amino acids)
Biological process (GO): proton transmembrane transport
Cellular component (GO): proton-transporting V-type ATPase, V1 domain; membrane
Molecular function (GO): proton-transporting ATPase activity, rotational mechanism
Source: RefSeq, a predicted model, not a curated record
UUAAUUAAUAAAUUUUUUAAAAAUCUAUAAAAUUAUUUUUACUUAAACCACCAAUCCGCUGAUUACGUCCGCCGUCCACCGUCUCUCCAAGCGUCGGAUUAAUCGUCGCCCCCGUCAGCAGUGAUCACUUCGAUCUCUUAUUCGAUAGUUAAAGUUGUAUCGAGCAUUUAAAAUGGCGAACAGAGCUCAAGUCCGGACUAACAAUUCUGCGCUCAUUGCCAUGAUUGCUGAUGAGGACACAAUAGUUGGCUUUUUGCUUGCUGGAGUUGGCAAUGUGGAUUUGCGGCGAAAAACAAAUUACCUCCUUGUGGACUCAAAAACAACUGUCAAACAAAUUGAAGAUGCAUUUAAGGAGUUCACUACAAGGGAGGAUAUCGCCAUAGUGUUGAUUAGUCAAUAUGUUGCAAAUAUGAUAAGGUUUGUGGUAGAUAGCUAUAACCAACCGAUACCAGCAAUUCUGGAAAUCCCUUCGAAAGACCAUCCUUAUGAUCCUACACAGGAUUCCGUUCUCUCACGAGUGAAGCAUCUGUUCUCUUCCGAGUCAGUGGCCUCUGAUAGGCGUUGAGUAUGAUGGCGUGUCGAACCCCCAACUUUGUAUUGUAAGAAAAUAAUCAUAUUAUUUAUGCUUUUCGGGAGUUGCAUCUCUUCUUUUAUUUGUUCGGUGUUGUUGAAAGUUGGCAGUAUAGUGCUGUUAAUAUUUCGAAUAAAAGUUACGAAACAGAGAGUGAGCGGUAACAUUUCACAGAAAAUAUUUUUGAUGACUGUAAUUUUUGAUUGGAUAUCUAUGUCACUUGGCCGAUGAAUUACCACUCUGUCAUUUGGCUGACAGAUUGCUA